UGAUUGAACAUCACUUCCCGACCAAGUCUGAUAUGUCGAUAACAGAACGUAUGAUCGAUGAUUUGUUUUCGGCACGGCCUUACGUCAGUGUGUAUCUAAUGAGAAUGGUUUCGUUUUAUUUACUGAAUAAUUUUCUUUAAUUUCGAAGUGUUAGGGUUAGCCAAAAACACAAUUCUUUGGCUGACGGCUGCCGACCGCCUGCUCCUUGGUUGCGGGUUCUAUCCUCAUGGACCCGCCCACUAAACCCGGAGCCAAUCAAGUGGCAGACGUGGUGUUUGUCAUCGAAGGAACUGCGAACCUCGGCCCCUAUUUUGAAUCCCUCAGGAAAAAUUAUAUACUGCCUGCAAUAGAGUAUUUCAACGGAGGUCCCCCGGCAGAGACAGACUUUGGAGGAGAUUAUGGAGGCACCCAGUAUGGUCUGGUGGUCUUCAACACGGUGGACUGUGCUCCUGAGUCUUAUGUACAGUGUCACGCCCCAACCAGCUCUGCCUUUGAGUUUGUCUCAUGGAUCGACGGCAUCCAGUUCAUGGGAGGAGGGGCGGAGAGCUGUAGCCUCAUUGCAGAGGGAUUGUCGGUGGCUUUGCAGCUAUUUGAUGACUUCAAGAAGAUGAGAGAGCAAAUAGGUCAGACACACAAGGUGUGUGUAUUGCUGUGUAACUCUCCGCCAUACUUGCUCCCUGCCGUUGAGAGUGUGAGCUACACAGGCUGCACCGCAGAUGGCCUGGUCAAGAUCAUCAGAGACAGAGGGAUUCAUUUUUCAGUGGUGGCGCCACGGAAACUGCCGGCGUUACGCUCGCUGUUCGACAGGGCGUCGCCGGUCGGGGGACCAGUCGACACGCACCCGGACUACAGCCAGGACCCCUUCCACAUGGUCCUGGUCAGGGGCAUCUCCCUUCCUGUGUCGUCAGGAGGAGGACCAGGUCCUCUCAAACCCGCACCCCAACCCCUGCCUGUCAGUCAGGCUCCCAUUGGUCCCGUCUCGCAAGCUCCUCCGCCAAUAAGCACGGCCCAUCCGUAUCAGCCUCCACCUUCCCUUAACGCGGCACAGGCAGCUGCACAGAUGGCCGUAGAUGCCGCAAACAACCAGAAGAGUCGUUUCCCUGGGAUGGUCAAUCCUGGUCCUCAGUUCGGUGGCCAGUCAACAAUCUCGUCAGUAGGGGGAGGGAAGUUGGCUCCCUCCAGCCAGCCUAGCCUGUCCACCGUCACCACGGUUUCCACGCCCCUGUUGACCCAGCAACAAGCCCCUCCUCAGCACCAGCAACAAGUGCAGCCGCAAGGACCGCCGCCGCCCAAUCAGCAGCAGCCGUUGCCCCCUCAACAGCCGCCCCCAGCCAAUCAGCAGACGCCUCCACCCUCACAGCCGAGCAUGCCUGGCGUGUCCGCAGCACAGGCCAAUAAGAUUAUCGCGUGGAGUGGAGUGCUGGAGUGGCAAGAGAAGCCCAAAGCCUCGUCUAUGGAUUCCAAUACCAAACUCACGCGCUCCCUGCCCUGCCAGGUGCAAGUCAACCAAGGGGAGAACCUAAAUGCUGACCAGUGGCCACAGAAGCUCAUCAUGCAAUUGAUCCCACAACAGCUACUGACAACACUUGGUCCACUCUUCAGAAACUCUCGAAUGGUUCAGUUUCUCUUCACCAACAAGGAUUUGGAGUCUCUAAAGGGUCUUUAUCGUAUCAUGGCCAAUGGAUUUGCCGGCUGUGUCCACUUUCCCCACAGCGCCCCCUGUGAGGUGCGGGUCCUCAUGCUACUCUACUCUUCCAAGAAGAGGAUUUUCAUGGGGCUCAUCCCCAAUGACCAGAGUGGCUUCGUCAACGGCAUCCGACAGGUCAUCACCAACCACAAGCAGGUCCAGCAGCACCGCUCGUUGGGUUCCGGAGGGCCGAUGCCAGGGCAGCCCGGCCAGGUUCAACCCAAUCAGAACUUCCUCAACCGGCCGCAGGGGCCCAUCCCGGUCUCCCACGGCAACGUGCAGCAACAGUCUGUGGUGGUGGGCAUGCCUCCUGGUAGCCAGGUGUCUCUGAUGGAGGAGCAGCAGAGACAGGCCAACCUGAUGACAAUGAGAGCCGCCGGCGCAGCCAAUCAGCAGCCGCCGGUCACUGGCGCUCCACCCAACCAGGUCGCUCAGGGUGGACAAGCCCCGCCCCAGGGUGCCAUGCUACGCCUUCCAAACCCAGGAGCCAAUCCGCAGCUGCGCAGUCUCCUCCUCAGCCAGCAGCAGCCACAGGGCGGUGUUGGUCACAUGCAGGGCAUGAUGCCUCAUCCGGGAAUGGGGGGGCAGCUCGUCCAUCCCACCCCAGGAGGGGGUGCCCAAAUGCAGGGCCAGUGGAGGCAGCCCCUGGCAGGUCAGAUGUUGAUGGCUGCUGGUCAGAGGGGUCCUGGCGCACAGCCCCCUGGGAUGCCUCAGGUAUCCUCCGUCAUGGAAGAUGAAAUUCUCAUGGACCUUAUUUGAUUUUGGAUCCAAAAGACACUACAUCCCCCAGCAACAAGCGCUUUCACCUUCAACACAGCUGGCUCGACAGGGGGAUGUUUUUUUUUCUUUGCCUCGUUUCUACUCUGGCUUUGUUUUCUGUGUUUUUCCUUGUUUUAUAUCAAAUGAGCAGAUAAAAGCAGGGUAAAGGAGUUUGUACUGCAGAGCUAUUGGAUAGGAUGAGGGGCAGCCAUGCAAGCACAUGCUCUCAUAUACACACAGACCGUCACACAUGCCUAACGAAGCCAACCCAGUGGGAGGAUAAUGUUAUCUACACUGUUGUAUGUUGGUCUGCAAACCUGCUUCACAUUCAUUUAAUUGUUAAUAUGAAAUGUCAUUUUUUAUUGAGGUUUUACUUUUUCCGAUGUUUUUCUGCAAUAGAUGGAUGACAUUGUUUUAUUGAGGUUGAAAUAAAGAUUAAUUUUGUCAAGGA
Messenger RNA from Esox lucius (northern pike), 2897 nucleotides. It is a transcript of the gene med25, whose product is annotated as mediator complex subunit 25. Gene Ontology annotation, cellular component: mediator complex; transcription regulator complex. The coding region runs from base 227 to 2446 and encodes 739 amino acids. The record is from RefSeq and is a predicted model, not a curated record. The transcript is spliced from 20 exons. NCBI's taxonomy places the organism in Eukaryota, Metazoa, Chordata, Actinopteri, Esociformes, Esocidae. Gene Ontology annotation, biological process: positive regulation of transcription by RNA polymerase II.